This is a messenger RNA of Nicotiana attenuata, 510 nucleotides long. RefSeq lists its product as uncharacterized. The record is from RefSeq and is a predicted model, not a curated record. NCBI's taxonomy places the organism in Eukaryota, Viridiplantae, Streptophyta, Magnoliopsida, Solanales, Solanaceae. The transcript is spliced from 2 exons. The coding region runs from base 1 to 510 and encodes 169 amino acids.
AUGGACCAUGUGCCUACACUGAUAGAUGAGGAACAAAAUGAGAUGCUGAUAGCAAAUCCUACUAGAGAAGAAGUUAAGAAGGCAGUUUAUGGUUUAAAUGGAGAUUCUGCAGGUGGACCUGAUGGUUUUACUGGAGCCUUCUUCCAUACUUGUUGGGAUAUAGUGGGAGAAGAUGUAUAUGCAAUGGUUCUGGCUUUCUUUAAUGGUCAGCAACUACCUAAAAGUAUCACUCACACUAACCUGGUAUUACUACCUAAUAAGAAGGAGGUUAGUACAUUUUCUGAUUUGAGGCCUAUAAGUUUGAGUAACUUUGUAAACAAGAUUUUCUCAAGGGUCAUUCAUGAAAGGUUGGUGGAACUGUUACCUAAUAUAAUAUCUGAAAAACAAGCAGGCUUUGUGAAAGGGAGAAGUAUAGUGGAAAAUGUUUUGUUAACUCAGGAAAUUAUUACAGAUAUUAGGCUGAGGACUAAGGCUGGACCUAAUGUGGAAAUAAUUGGUAUUCUGUUUUGA